Molecule: messenger RNA, 5481 nt
Organism: Syngnathus acus (greater pipefish)
Lineage: Eukaryota; Metazoa; Chordata; Actinopteri; Syngnathiformes; Syngnathidae
Gene: adgb
Product: androglobin
Exons: 34
Coding region: 416-4738 (1440 amino acids)
Biological process (GO): proteolysis
Molecular function (GO): calcium-dependent cysteine-type endopeptidase activity; protein binding
Source: RefSeq, a predicted model, not a curated record
CAUGGCAAUUCGGGGAAACAAUUCAGAGCUGGACCGCAAAGGAUAAUGCACACACCUAUGGCAUGCUAGCUCAUCAGAAGAUAAACACAACUUUAAAGUUCGAUUAAAUCUUUAUACGUUAUGCCAGCGCCACAAAUGAAAAAUAAGGAGUCCAUUUCCAGUAAAGUGUCGGCGAGCGUACAAAGUGAGUUUGGCCUCACGUUGCGUUUAACUACCGUUAGCCACCUGUCACCAGUCUCAAUAUUCAAACGAGUGUUAGCUUAAAAUGUCCAUUCGGUUCAUUUACUCCACAGGACGGUCAUUUGUAGCUUAUGGCUUUAGAGAAUUCAUCAUGACUGGCUAGUCUAAACAACUUUGCAGGGUAAAAGGCCCAUUUUGAAGGACGUAUCACGACGGGGGAUUUGCUUGACACAUAAUGUCCAAAGCUCAGCUCAAGAAAAAGGAGUCCACUUCCAGCAAAAUAUCCGACGUGCCAGUAGAAGUAUGUUCAGCACCCACCAUAUCCGUGGAUAGCCUGGAGGAUGUGUGGCCCGAGUGGAAUGACGGGGAUGUCGACAGGGAGAAAUGGGACUCGGGAAAAGCACCAGAAGAUUCAAAGAAGCCUCCCCCUCCAAAUUUACAGCUGUUCUUUGAGGAUCCAGAGGGGAAAAUUAGCCUUCCGGCAUCUUUGAAUGUGGAGUACUGGAGGCGCCCUACAGAGUUUCUCUGCAGCAUGGUGCCCACAGUUGUUGAGAACACACAUAGCUUUGACCUGGUGACCUCCAACCACCAUCUACUUGGCAGUGAGCUGAUGAGGUGGAUGAUCAGUGAGAUCUACAUCGUUUGGAAAGUCUUCCACCACCCUGAAGCUUCAGAGCAGCAUGACUGGAAACCUUGGGAGCACAUCUACUCGCUGUGCAAGACGGGGAAAGGCCACGUGCCGCUCUUCAACUGCUACGGGAAAUACCUGGUUCGACUCUUCUGGAUGGGUCGCUGGCGGAAGAUAACGGUGGAUGAUUUCAUGCCCUUCGACAAAGACCACAAUCUGCUUCUGCCAGCGUCCGGCUGUCGGGCGGAGCUGUGGCCCAUGCUGCUGGCCAAGGCGCUCGUCAAAGUUAAUAACACGAGGCCGCUCAGUCGAGAUGUCAACAGAAAUAAAAUGUCACAGCUCUCUGACGAGAUAGGCGAGUUCAACUUCAUCCACCACCUUACCGGCUGGAUCCCGGAAAUCAGUCCAAUAAACUAUGUGUGCCGAAGAAAAACGUGGGAUUUCUUGCAAGGCAACAUCCCGGCAUUUGUGCACAAAUGCUUGAAAGCGCAUCAGAAGAAUCACCAGGACACAGAACACAGGAGCCAUCACGACGUAGACAAAGACCAGCCCAAAUCGGUGGUGUGCGCCAGCUUCUAUCCUAAUCAGCUACACGAUGAUCCUUUUGUGUACACAAAAAUGGCCGAUUCCUCGGAGGCUCUCCGUCGCUACAACCUGUGUUUGCGCCACAGCCACGUGGUCCUGUUGACCCAAACCCGAACGUGCCCGUUGGACUUACCGCACCAGCCUCCGCCUGAGCCGCGGUGGAAACUGGUCCGCAAGAAACCCGAGAAGCCCAUUAUCACAGAUGAGCCGAAAAUCAUUCCUUUGUCCAAACCUGAAGAGUUCAUCGGCAUCGCCAGCCCCUUCAUUGAGCAGCGUGUCAAGAGCCCUCCGAGCCCCUCCGCUGAAUGGGCCAACAAAUGGAGCGUCCCAAAGAAGGAGCCCUACACGCCCCCUCUGGAGUCCAUCCCCGAGGGAGCGGAGAACGAAGGCCGUGAGCCCGUCAACCCCGACGCGCCCGAAAAUGAGGUUAACAGUGAAAUCCUCGUCGAGGAGGUGGAGGUUCCCACCGAGGACAAGAAGAAGGACGACGAUGCCGUGUCCAUUGAACCGCCAAGUGUAGUAAAACAGCCUGUCGUCAAACCCAUCCUACCAGAGGCCUGGGUGGAAUCGGAGGAUUUUCCAAAAUGUUUCUGUCGCUUGUUGGUGUUCCACAACCCCGAAAUGUACCCACACCAUGCCCAGAAGUCUCUUCUUAAGUGUUCAUAUGCGCGAGGGACUUACUACUUGUGCGUGGACAGUCUGCAUCCCUCCGAGUUCCUCAUCAGUUUUUCUGGCCUGCUUCGCUGGGGAGAAAUAGACAGCGCCAAUGACGAUUCAUCAACUCCCUGCCCCGCCCUUCUCCAGGCCGCCCCGUUCCACUGGAAGAGCAGACAGUGUCAGCAGCCCAUCGUCACCAUCGAGACCAACUGCACAAAAUCCACCGUGCUUAACUUGCCCGAGGGGCGCCAUGUUUUGUCCUUUCACACGUACGCAGAGCUGGGCUACAAUGUGCAUCUGUUUAGCAAAACACCUUUCUCCUUUGGGGAGGAGGAUGACAUUAUGUGGCUCUGCACCAAGGAAAGUGUCCGUUUUAACGAGAGAGCUAAGGCCAUCAUGUGUGCCCUGACCAGAGUGGUGGCUUCCUUUCAUGACCACCAGCAUGGGCAAAAUCCUGAAAUCAGACACAGCCUGGAGGAAGCUUGCAGUCCCAAACAAACCCCGCUGGAAAACUGGCACGUCCAAAAGGUUUUCAGCCUGGCUGUCUAUCAUAUGCUGUGUGAUGCCCUGGGCAGGGAAAUGACCCCGCAGGAGCGCUUUGCUGUUUUGGCCCUCACUGCCGACCCUUUACUGUUGGCUAGGACGCGUAGGCCGCACUCCCCUGCAUCGUGUCAAGAAUCAAAGCCUCCGGAAACGUGGAUUGACAGGCAGCCAACAGAGGAAGAGGUCAAAGCAGCCAUUGUGCUGCAAGCUGCGUUCAGGGGACUUUUGGCGCGAGAGGUCUACAGAUCCUCCAAAGCAGGCACCAAGGAGAGCAUCUGCGCGUCUGCUGCGCUUUCCGACAUGUGGGUAAAGGUGGAAUGCGACGUUGACAAACACGCCACCUCCCUCCUCCGGUACAUGUUUGAGCUGUUUGACAGGAAAAGCCCAAUCUACCCGUGUCAGCUGGAUGAAUGGACUAAAGUAGUCUUCACGGACUACUCUGUAAACCUCCUGGACAAAGCCAACUCCUGGAUCUUGGUCUUUAGAGAGGUGUUCUUUUUCACGAAGGAGACGCUGCUGUUGACAAAGGUCGACAGUCCGGUCCCGUAUUCUCGGCUGCACAUCAUCAAUAACGACACCGGAGAAGAUCUAAGCAAGCUCCUCACAAAAGUCCCGCCCCUUCUUUAUCAACCCAAUGAGCUGGGUUACACGUUUGUCGCCGAGGUUCUCACGUCCGACUUGCCACCCGCCAACGCCAAGUGGACGAUGCGCUUCAUUACCACCCGAGAGCCUCUCCCGAAAUUGUCUCGUGCGCCUCCGCUCGAAACGUUUGCUGUGCAGGAAUUCCAGGAUUAUUACAUUCCCAACAUUUAUAAUAUUAUAUGUGGUUAUACGGUGAAGGUGACCGUGCCUCUCGUCGGCACCGUUCACUUUCAGGCAUCCAGCCGUUACGUCAAGAUACGUCUGUCAAUCAUAGAGCAAGAGACGGUCGUGGCCAGCGCCAUCGGCCAAGGCCACGUCGUCAUUCCCGUCGCCAACUUCCUGCCCAACGAAGAGAGGGAGGAGGAGGAGGAAGAGGAGGAGGAGGAGGAAGAAGAGGAGGAGGAGGAGCCUUCAGCUCCCAAUGGCGCGGUAGAGGAGAACCAGCACACGGCCCCGGCCCAGGAGGAAGAGAUCAAGGCGUUAGACGACAGCCAGGACGAAGACAAGGAGAGCAGUACGUCGGGGAAAUCGGACUGCGAAGAUGACCACUUGCCGCCGCCCAUUAAGCCGCCGGAUUACAGGUAUUUGCUGAGGGCAGAGGUGCUGUAUCACAGCUGGAAUUUGGAUGAGUCCCAGUUGGCCUUCGCUAAUCUGCUCAGUUUCAAAGAAACCCAAGUGUUCUUUCCGGAGGAAUUGACGGAAUCGGUCUCCGCCACAUCGGGCAGCGAUGAAACGAGCACUGACGCAGCCAAAGUCAACCGGAAAGGCGAAGAUGACAAAAGGAACAGCAGCUCCUCAUCUGUCUCCAGGGAAGAAAUGUGUCUCGACUUGAGCAAGGCCAACUACACGCUACAUGUGGCGGUCGACAAGAGCCAAGCUGAGUGCAUCGUGGUGAAGAAGGAUGUUGAGCGAAUAGAGCAAAUCAAGGCUAUUAAAAGAGCCUGGGAGGCAGCUGAACCGGGCCGGGCUGCCAAGGCGUGGCAGCUACGUCUCAAGUGGCUCAGUCAAUUCUACUUCACCCAAGAUGGUGAUGAUCCCGCUCCAGAGCCGGCCACCACCGAAUCGGAUGACGACGGCCGCGGCGGUGGCGGCUUCAGCCCUACUCCGCCCGAUGCUCCCAAUAUACCAAUUGAAGAACUCUUAAGCAUCGUUGUUCCUCCGUUAGACUGCACACCGUUCAUCAGAAGGAAAAACGAUACCCCGAUCCUGUUGGACCCCGAACUCGAGGAGAGCCAGCGGAGGGAGCGCUUAGAACGCAUCCAGGCUUACCAGAUGGAGCGCGACCUGCUGGUGGAGGAGCGCGAACGCACGGCCGCCACCAGGAGGGAACGCAUGCAAAGCAUCCUGACGCAAUAUGAAGACCAGCAGACGGCGAUGGUGCAGGAACAACAGAAAUUCCAUGACAUACACACGGAGCAGAAUCAAAAAUCCUCAGACACUCGCAAAUGGCUUAAUAAUCGCAUAAACAGGAGAGAGGAUAAAAUCACGGCGGAUGAAGCCUAACAGGCUGCGAAACAAAAUCUCACUUGGCCUUAUGCGAGUCUUUUUUUUUUUUUUAAAUCCAUUUUUUUUUUUCUUUCAAGCGAGGCAGCCGCAAAGUGCCAAAUAAUACAACUUCUGGACCUCAGCAUGACUUUGAGAAUACAAAAAGAGUUUUGUACUGUCAGUGGAAACAGGGACAAAAAUCCUUCUGGCUGUGAAAAUGACACUUCCAACCAAUGUGCAAUUGUUUCAGUCUCUUGCACAAAUGUAAAACAAGCUGGACUAAAAAUGGACUUACUGUACUUGGCAGUUCACUUUUUGCGGGCUCAUUCCAGAUUAUUAAAUUAUGUAACAAAUAUAAUUUGUGAAUUUUUCUUAGCGACGAUUUCACAAAAGAGAAAAGGAAAAAAAAAGUGCUAAGCAGAACUGGCUUACUCAAAUGCAUGUCUAUGUUACAGUCAAUAAGAAAAAUAAUUUUUGAAAUAAAGUACAAAUGAAAAUGCUUUUAAAGAAGCAACUGAAACUACGGCAAAAUUUUGGUAUGUCAAACAAAGGAAGGUCAACCAGAUGUUUCCGAAUUGUAGUUUACUUUACGACACAAUACUAUAUAUCAGUGGUUCUCAAACUUUUUUCAGUGAUGUACCCCCUUUGAAAUAUUUUUUCAGCCAAGUACCCCCUGACCAGCGCAACACAUUUCUGGUCGAAAAGAAAGAGGUACAGGAUUGUCCCAUCAGUGUUUGAUUUAUUAAAGUUAAACAACUUGU